AUGGACGAGGACCGGCCCCUCUUCAGCACCUUCAAGCCCCUCGGCCAGCCAGAGGCUCCUGACACAUUGUCAGCAGAACGUCCUCGCUGCGUGUCCUCACCUGAGCUCCCGAUGCUCUCCCAGGUGCCCCCAGGUUUCUGGGCAGCCCCAGCAGCGCCGUGCCCGCCCGAGGAUGAGGAGAGGGCGGUGCUGCGUGCCCGCACCAGGCUGUGGUUCCAGCAGACCCAGGCGCACCGGCUGGGCCCCGACGGGGAGCUGCCCUCGUGGUUCCACGGCUUCACCAGCCGCAGGGAGGCAGAGGAGCGGCUGCAGGAUCAGCCCCUGGGCUGCUUCCUGGUGCGCUUCAGCGAGAGCACCGUGGGCUUCGUGCUGUCCUACAGGGGCAGGGAUCGCUGCCGGCACUUUGUCCUGGACCAGCGGCCCGACGGGCACUACGGGAUCCUGGGCGAGCGCAGUGCCCACCCCGAGCUGGCCCAGCUGCUGCAGCACCACAGCACGGCCCCGGUGAGCCCCUACCGAGAGCUCCUGAGCCUGGCACUGCCCUGCCCGCGGAAAGAGGAGCCCCGAGGGCGGCCACAGGGUGAUGCUGCUCAUUCCACAGCGAGCCAGGCAGCGUCCACACUGCCAGAGCACAGCCCAGGGUCCCUGGAAACGCCCAGGGCCGAGGCUCCACCGUCUCUCCCUGCCAAGAGCAGCUCCCGGGGGGCUGCUCGGGGGCUGCAGAGCCCCUCCAGCAGCACUGCGGCCCCCGAGGCUCCCUAUGCCCGGGUGCAGAGCCCCUCCGGCAGCACCGCAGCCCCCGAGGCUCCCUACGCCCGGGUGCACAAGGAGCCCGCCCGCCCCGAGCCCCCCGAGGCCAAGUACCAGCAGCUCAUGUGCUUCCACGUCUACGCUGAGCCCCGCGAGCAGAUGGAGCCCAGCCCCAGCAAAGCCCAGGAGCCCAUGCCAGGGGCACCCCCCAACCCUGAGGGACCCCCCAUCCCCGAGGAGCCCAUCCCGUUCUACGCCAUGGCCCGCGGCUGGAGCCGCCGUGGCAGCCCCGAGGAGAACAUCUACUCCGAGGUGGCUCUGGCUGGGCAGGGGGUGCCCGCCCGGCCCCCCAAAGCCCCCCAGAACGCUUUCUCCACGCUGCCCCCCAAAGGCCGGCCCCACCGGCCGCUGUUCCGCAGCGUUUCCAGCCAGGACUGCAGGAGGAGGCAGCACUCGGGGGCUCCCAGCAGGGACACGGAGGACAGAGGAGCUCCCAGCACGGGCACGCAGGUUGUGCUGAGCCCAGAGCUGGAGCUGGAGCUGGAUGACCCCGUGUACAGCAGGAGCAGCCCCAGGGACCUGCAGCCCACGGCUGAGAAUGUGUAUGAGCAGCUGCCUGGGGACUGCUCCUAAACCACCUGGAUCCUUGCAGGAGCAAUCCCAGCCUCCCCAUCACUGCAGGAAGCCCUUAGCCCUGGGAGGAGCUCCAAAGGUGCUGUUGGCCCCAGCUGGCAGUGCCAACCUGCUCCUCCAGCUUCCCAACCCUGCUGGACAGCACAGGGGGAGCCUGGCCUUACCCAUGAACACAUUCCAAGAGACUUCUGGUAAUAAAAUGAGGGGAAAAGGCUGUUACAGGAAAAACAGGGAUGAUUUUGGCACAGUUGGUGCAUGCACUUGGAUAUUAAAUUGGCCAGAAACUGGAAAAAAGGCUACAGGUAAAGCAGGGAUGGGUUUGGCACUUGGAUAUUAAAUUGGUCAGAAACUGCAGUGAUGCCACACUGAACCUCCCCAAGCCCUGCCUGCUUCCUCAGCCACAAAAUGUGGGAUGACACCACUGUCCCAGGGCUGCCCUGUGGGGCACAAACCCUGGAGAGCCACAGUGGGGCUGGGCAGUGCCAGUGGUGCUCCCAGAACAGGGAGCCAGGAUGGCCAAACCAUGGCUUGGAGGGAAAAGGAGGGUUGGGGGAUUGCAGCUGUUUUAUCUCUGGGAAAAUUCACUUCUGACCUUUCAGAGACCUGAAUUUUGUUGGUCUCAGAGGGCUGAAAGUGGAACGGGAGCCCUUGGAACUUCCCUUGGUGCUAAAGCCAAGCCAUAACCCCAAUGAGAAAUGGAAAGGGGAACGUGGCAGCUCCAGCCCCCACAGUGCAAAACCCCCUGGUCAAGAGGGUACCUGGAUGAGGAUCUGAGCCCCUGGUGAUGGAAACAGGGCUGGGUGGGUUCAUUUAGAAAUAUAUUCCUUCAGCAAAUCUCUUCUGGGAGGAUUUCACUGUACAUACAAGAUAGGAAUAAAUUACUCAACAGUAA
Melospiza melodia melodia is the source of this 2275-nucleotide messenger RNA. RefSeq names its product SH2 domain containing 2A (gene SH2D2A). Bases 1 to 1383 code for a protein of 460 amino acids. Lineage: Eukaryota; Metazoa; Chordata; Aves; Passeriformes; Passerellidae. The transcript is spliced from 7 exons. Gene Ontology annotation, cellular component: cytoplasm. The record is from RefSeq and is a predicted model, not a curated record.